Messenger RNA from Agrilus planipennis (emerald ash borer), 701 nucleotides. RefSeq names its product methyltransferase-like protein 6. The transcript is spliced from 2 exons. The record is from RefSeq and is a predicted model, not a curated record. Lineage: Eukaryota; Metazoa; Arthropoda; Insecta; Coleoptera; Buprestidae. The annotation marks the transcript as partial.
AGAGAAUUUACUGAAUUAUUAGAUAAGGAUUUUGCUUUAAAAAAUGUGAUCAUUAUGGAAGUGGGUUGUGGUGUGGGUAAUUUUAUUUUUCCUUUAAUUGAAGAAGGUUUGGAUGUAUUUUUUAUUGCAUGUGAUAUCUCUCCAAGAGCUAUAGAUAUUUUAAAGAAGAACAAGUAUUUCGAUGAGAAGAAAAUAAAUGCUUUCCAAAUAGAUAUCACUACUGAAGACAUAUUUAACAGAUUAGAACUAAAUUCUGUAGAUAUAGCUACAUUAAUUUUUGUUUUGUCUGCAAUUCAUCCUGAUAAGUUUGAAUUAGCAGUGAAAAACAUUUAUAAAUUAUUGAAACCAGGUGGACUGGUUUUAUUCAGAGAUUAUGGAUUGUAUGACAUGGCACAGAUUCGUUUUAAAUCAGGGCACAAGAUUGCUGAAAACUUCUACAUGAGGCAGGAUGGCACAAGGAGUUAUUACUUUUCUAUAGAGCAUGCUUCAAGAAUAUUUACUAACCAGGGAUUUAAAUUAAUGACCUGCACUUAUGUGCAUAGAAGAACUGUAAACAAAAAAGAAAAUAUAGAUGUCCCUAGAAUAUUUGUCCAAGCAAAAUUUUCAAAACCUGGUCCAGAUACUUAAUCCUUUGUCUAAAGAUGAAAUAAAUGUAUAUUGUGUUAAUGGAAUAUCUGGUAAUUGAUUAUUUUUAUUAACAA